Molecule: messenger RNA, 3505 nt
Organism: Passer domesticus (house sparrow)
Lineage: Eukaryota; Metazoa; Chordata; Aves; Passeriformes; Passeridae
Gene: PUS10
Product: pseudouridine synthase 10
Exons: 19
Coding region: 211-1809 (532 amino acids)
Biological process (GO): tRNA pseudouridine synthesis
Molecular function (GO): RNA binding; pseudouridine synthase activity
Source: RefSeq, a predicted model, not a curated record
GCUCUGCUGGGCGGGUCUGUGCCGGCUCCGCGGGCCGCCGAGCGAGGGGAUUCCAGUGCAGGGCACUCCUGAGCAGGAUUGGCUAUUGCAGGUGUGACAGUGGCUGGCAUGGAGAAAUGGAUGAAUCCCAUCCCUUGGGACACAAGAACUAGGAGAGUACCAAAUAUUGCUUGCAGGAGCUAACCCACAGCAAAACCAGGUGUGCCCAGCAUGUCUGCCCUGGCAGAGGAGGACAGGCCGCUUGCAGAGCUGCUGCUGGCGGCCGGCACGUGCCCGCGCUGCGUGCUGCGCUUCUGCUGCGUGGGCUCCCAGCUGCUCUACAGACACCCAGCCCAGGAUCUGCUGAAGCAUCUGCAGGAAUUUCUGAAGACCAGCCAGGAGAAGGAAGGCACAGGGUGUUUGGAUGUGGCUGACCCACCCUGUAAGAGAAUCAGGCUUGAGCACAGCAGGGAGGAAGGUGCUGAUGGUGUGACCCACAACGGGGCUGUCCCCCAGCUUCCCUCAGCUGGGAGUGCUGCCACGGAGAGCUCGCCUGGCAAGGUCUGCAACGUGUGCCUGGGGAUCCUCCAGGAGUUCUGCGAGGCUGACUUUGUUAAAAAGGUGUGCCAAAAGGUUAAUUCUGCUGACUACCAGUUCACCAGUUUUGUGUUUUCUGUGUCACUGCCCCCACAGCUGUCUGUCAGGGAGCGUGCUGCUUGGCUGGGGGUGAAGCAGCAGAUGAGAAAUCUGGGCCUUCCCUUGGCAAAGGAUGACAUCGUUCAGCUGAAGGAAGCUUAUAAGUGGAUUAUUCAUCCCCAGCUGUCAGAAGAGUUGGGUGUUCCUGCUGAUGGAAAGAGUUUGUUUGAAGUUAGCGUGGUCUUUGCUCACCCAGAAACAGACGAGGAGUGCCAUUUCCUAGCCACAGCCUGCCCAGACUGUUUCAAACCAGCGAAGAACAAACAGUCUGUUUUCACCAGAAUGGCAGUUAUAAAAGCCCUGGAGAGGAUAAAAGAAGAGGAUUUUCUCAAGCAUUUUCCAUGUCCCCCAAGUCCACCAAAGAAGCUCUGUGAUGCUCUGGAAAUUCAGUGCAAUAACGGUGCAGUUUUUGUGGCUGGAAGAUACAACAAAUAUUCCAGGAAUUUACCUCAGACUCCCUGGAUUAUCGAUGGGGAGCGGAAGCUGGAAUCUUCAGUGGAGGAAUUAAUUUCAGAGCAUCUGAUGGCAGAAUUCAAGGCAGACAGCUUUAAUUUUAGUUCCUCUGGAAGAGAAGAUGUGGAUGUAAGGACAUUGGGCAAUGGCAGGCCCUUUGCCAUGGAGCUGCUGAAUCCCCGCAGGAUCCGCUUCAGCGCCGAGGAGAUGAAGAGGCUGCAGCAGGCAAUUAAUGACUCUUCAGACAAAAUACAGGUUCGAGAUUUGCAGCUUGUCACCAGAGAGGCAAUUGGUCGUAUGAAGGAAGGUGAGGAGGAGAAGACAAAGACCUACAGUGCCUUGAUAUGGACAGACAGAGCAAUUCAGAGAGAAGACAUCGCGUUUCUGGAUGAUAUCAAGGAGCUGAGGCUGGAGCAGAAGACCCCUCUGCGGGUGCUGCACCGGCGGCCGCUGGCCGUGCGCUGCCGGCUCAUCCACAGCAUGAGCUGCGAGUACCUGGACGAGCACCACUUCCGCCUGCGCCUCAGGAGCCAGGCAGGGACCUACAUUAAAGAGUUUGUGCACGGAGACUUCGGGAGAACAAAGCCCAACAUUGGGUCCCUUCUGAACAGAACUGCUGACAUUCUGGAGCUGGAUGUGGAAUCUGUGGAUGUUGACUGGCCUCCAACCCUGGCUGAUUAACUUCUGGAGCUGGGAUGAGGAAGCAGCAGCUCCCUGGCAGCAGCUGGUGACCAGACACUGUGCAGGAUCUGUUACAGCCCGGUGCCAAGGGUGUCCCUGGAAUGCUGGGAUCAUGUUGAUCUGCCACAGGAUACCCUUGGGCUCCACUUUACACUCAGGACCAGGUAGUGCUGGUUCAAUCUCUAGCCUUACUUUUAUUUCUUCUGUACAUAAAAAGAUUUCGGGGAGCCAGUGUAUAUAACUCCCCAUGCAGCCAGGUUUUAUUUUAAACUCUUUUGCUAUUGGAUACCACAGCUUUCCUUGUGUGGUUGCAGGUAACACUGAGUUACCUGAAACCCACUCCCCACUUUUUCUGAGCAGUUCAUGCAGGAAAUCCCAAAGUCCAGGCAGACUGCAGCCAGCAGGACAGUGCCUGCAGCAAGUUUCCCUGAGACACUGCUUUUUUUUUGGGUUUUUUUUGUCAGUGGCAGUAGAAAGGAGCAGAUUUGUCUCUCAGAGUGCUUUUCAAAGGGAAAAAAAAAAGUUUUCAGAGGAGAACUUUGCACUUAAAGCCAAGUUUUUUCAUUUAAAAACGUUGGGGAUGCUUCCUAGAAACAAGAGUUGAGGCCUCCUCAGACUUCUUGAGGAGUAGGAAUUCCCCAGUGAGUCACAAUAUACAGAAAGUCUGGGAACUCCUGGCAGUGGUGCGUGAUGGGAAUCUAAAGAAAAACAGGAACACCAAGAAUGUCAACGUGCAGGCAGAAACAAAAGGUACCACAGGGUGCUGGUAUCAAGAGAGAAGAGAGAUAAAAAGCUGUGACUUAGCAGCAUAAUACAUUCUUUCUUGUUCCUCACCUUGGAUGGAUGCCUGGGAGAGCUGAACACAGCCUAGGAACUUGCCUGGAAUAGGGAAGAUCUGAGGUUUUCUUUGGUUAUUUUAAAUAUUUCCUACUAAGCACCACCAACAUCUUUAGGAAGUAAUUAUUUAUACCAGCAUCAUGUUAAUCCAUUAGGGAGGUGCUUCCCUGAAGUACAGAAGAGAGUGAAAUUAUCAACAAGAAAUUAAGGUUUGGAAUUUCAGAGCUCUUUGUUAACAUUUUGGGGACAGAGAGGGUAACAUCUGCCAAGACAAGCCACUGUCUGGGGACAGGGAGGGUGACUGGGAUGUCUUCCCUUCAUGGAACAGCUCCAUGAGAGCUUGAGCUGGAGGCUCUAAAAUGUUAAUAAAUACAUUUUUAAGGAGCUCUUUUAAGGCUAUGCCUGUGCUGGGCUGUCAGAACUUGUGUCUCUAACGUAAGUAAUUCAGGAGCUCCUGUUUUUCUAACACAAAACUUUGAUUCAGACAGAAAUACUAUUUUUGGUUUUAAUAUUAAAGCUCUUAUGAGCAACAGAUUCCAUGAGUAGUUCUCAGAUAAUAAUCUGCAGCUAGGAAGGAAAUGUCAUUAAUGAUGGAAAACUCAAGAAACUGAAUUCAGAAAACAAAAGAGAAUUUCUUAUCUGCGUGAUUUCUUAAAACUCACAGUGAGCUAAAAUACGAUUUAUAAAUUCCAUAAUCUGCAAGGGAAAGGAAAAAUGUAAACAAGACUGUGCUCUCUGGACACAACAGGCAUGGGAAGAGCUGUUCCAAGGGAAAUGGAGCCAGAAGGGGGAGAGGGAGAGGGCUGCUGCAGUAGUGCCAAGGACACACACGGCUCUUCCCUCUGCAGCUCCUGCUGCA